GCAAAUAAGAAUGGAGAAUAAGCGAGCAAGUAACAAUGGAGGUGGAGGGUGAAUGAUUGGUAAAAGCAUAGGUCGGUGCAGUGCAGGUCUUCCAUUCUAAUAUAUUUAUUCACUAUAGAAAGAAACCAUAGAUUUGUUAGUUUGAGGAGAGUAGCGGGGAAUGAAUUGUAAGCGCCAUGGAAAGCAUAGCGGACAGACUAUCAGCAAUGGACGACCUUUACUUCCCUCGUGCUAUUCAACCCACCGCCAUUAAUCCUUCUCAGCGAAAGCUCAUCCUCCUCGACCUUCUCUCUCGCGACGUCCCCGUUUUCUUAGAACGCUAUGGACCAAAACUAACACAUGAAGAGCUUCGACAAUUUGAUGCUUUGAAAAACAAUUAUGAGAUCAAUUGGCACUUAAAUCAUCUUAGGAGCGUAAUGAAUCCAACAUCAGAUGAGUUGAGGUCGAAAUCUGUUACAGUGAAGAACAGAAGGCGUGCUUAUCUGGAUAAACUGAUUUGUGAUGGGCACUACUUUUCUGAGGAUUCAAUGAGGGAGAGAGAACCUUACUUGCAUCAUGAGUAUUUGGGUAAGUUUCAGGAUCUAAGUGGUAGGAGCAUGGCACGACCCGGGGAGAGGUGGUCAGAAACUUUGUUAAGAAGGGCGGAGGAAGCGAUUUUGGUUGCAAAGAUUAGAGGGGAGCAGCAGAGAUUGGGUGUGGCUGAGAGAGAUUGGGUUGGUGUUGAAAGAAAUCUACAGGAGGAAGAAGAAGAAGAAGAAGAAGAGGAAGAGGAAGAGGAGGAGGAGGAGGAGGAGGAGGAAGAGGAAGAGGAAGACGAAGAGGAGGCGAAAGAGAAAAGAGGUGCAGAUUCUGCAGAGAUUCCUGUGGAUAAUCACAAAUCAACAAACGGUGCUCAAACCACCACAGUAGGGCAUAGUGAGCGGCCCUCUUUAUUGCCUGCUGAGAUGCAAGAUCAGAUGGAGCAAUUUACUUUCAUCAUGCAGCAAAAGUUUCUCUUAGGGGAAGAUCACGAGUACUUAGACUACACAAAGAUAGACAACGAUGAAACGUUGGAUGAUCAUUGGCAGAGGGAAGCCAAUCAUGAUGCCGAGGAGAAGUACUUUGCUGAAGUUUAAAAUGCACCAAAGCUACCCUUUUCAUACAUGUACUAUUAACUCUUACUCCUCUAUGUUUUCGCCUUAGUUUAUGACUGUAGUUACACUUAGUUAGCCUCUCUGUACAUGCCAUCAUCCAGCACUUUGUUUUAGUUUUCCUGCUGUGAACAAGUUGAUCAAUAUGAACUACACUAAUCUAUUUCUUCUUUUUCUGA
This is a messenger RNA of Cannabis sativa, 1309 nucleotides long. RefSeq lists its product as uncharacterized. The record is from RefSeq and is a predicted model, not a curated record. NCBI's taxonomy places the organism in Eukaryota, Viridiplantae, Streptophyta, Magnoliopsida, Rosales, Cannabaceae. The transcript is spliced from 3 exons. The coding region runs from base 177 to 1115 and encodes 312 amino acids.